Lucilia cuprina (Australian sheep blowfly) is the source of this 973-nucleotide messenger RNA. It is a transcript of the gene Syx13, whose product is annotated as syntaxin-12. The transcript has 3 exons. Gene Ontology annotation, cellular component: membrane. Bases 230 to 973 code for a protein of 247 amino acids. Gene Ontology annotation, biological process: vesicle-mediated transport. Lineage: Eukaryota; Metazoa; Arthropoda; Insecta; Diptera; Calliphoridae. The record is from RefSeq and is a predicted model, not a curated record.
GUUAAUGCACUUUUAGAGUAAAUAACUACAACGGAUGAAUCAUAUAAUAAAAACUUUUUGACUAUAACAAUUAAUUAUUAUAAAGAAAUUGUUUAUAGAAGUCAGUUGUAAAGUUGUUUUAAAAGGGGGCGGUAAUAGAUUAUCAACAAUUUAGCUAAAAUAAUAAAAACAACAACAAAAAAAGUUCAAUUGAGAUUAAUAGAGCUUGAAAGAGCUUGAUUUGCUGAAGAUGUCUCAAAAUCUUAAUAAUGGUUCAGCAUCACAUCGUGAUUACGGUGCCACUUCAUCUUCGAACACCAACAUGAUGAGUUCUUCUACUAAUAUACCCGAUGUUAAUUUCUCUGGCUUUAGUCCCACAGAAUUUAUGUCUUUGAGUGAAGAUAUUGGUCACAAUAUACAAGCAGUUAACUCUUCUUCUAAACAAUUGGAUAAAAUUCUACAAAUUUUGGGUACACCGCGUGAUCAACAGUCGACACGUGAUAAGGUACAUGAUAUACACACUAAAUGCAAUUCACGCAUAGAGGCCACUUCCAUUGAUUUGCAAAGACUUACGGCCAUUGUCCGACGUGGAGAUAAACAACAGAAAUUACAAUUGGAAAAACUAACAAAUGAUUUUCGCAGUGUUGUGGAAAGAUAUUCCAAUAUACAGAGACGUAUAGCUCAAGCUAUGCGUCAAACUUAUACACAACCUCAAUUGGCUCAAAUGCAAGAUGACCGUGAAGCCGAUACGGAAGAAUUGUUACAGAGACAACAACAAUUACAGCAACAACAAAUGCAGUUUGAACAUGAUAUGCUGGUGGAUCGUGAGCGGCAAUUGAAACAGGUGGAGGCGGAUAUAUUGGAUGUUAAUAAAAUAAUGCGUACCAUAACGGCUCUGGUGCAGGCGCAGGGUGAAGAAGUGGAAUCCAAUGUUGUUUUUCAUUUGCAACCUUUACAAGUGCAUACUGCAACGGAAACAUGUGAUACUGACUAA